AUGUCCUGCUCGUGGCUAUGGUUAAUAGUCUAUCUAUUUUUUAUUUUUAUUACUUCGAUUCAAUCACGUUAUAUACGUCUACCAUCUGUUAAUUGUAGUGAAUUAUCUCCCAUAGGUACACCAAUCACACAAUUAUUAAAUAUUUUACCAUCAUCAAAUUGGGGUUUUACAUUUUUAACUCGAACAUCCGUUAUAUCCUAUUUCUUGUUAGAUGAUAUUAAAGGUACAAUAACAGUUAAACGUCCACUUGAUCGUGAAGAUCUUUGUCGUUUAGGUAUAUGUUCAUGUUUCAAUGAAUGUAUACUUAAACUUGAAAUCAAUGCUCUUAGUGAUAUCUAUACACAUAUAAUCUAUGUACCAAUAUUAAUUCUUGAUGAAAAUGAUAAUUUUUGUUAUUUUUCAAAUGAUAUUUAUUAUUUAAAUAUAAGUGAAAGUGUACGUUUAAAUACACGAAUUAUUUUACCUAUAGCACAUGAUCCUGAUCAAACACCAAAUAAUGUUCAAUCCUAUUCAAUUGUAUCAAAUAAUUAUACGGAAUUUCGUCUUGAUUAUCAAAUACGACCAUCUUUAAUUAUUAUUGAACCAUUAGAUAGAGAAUUACAUGAUAAAUAUUUAUUUAAUUUUUGUGCUUAUGAAGGUAUUGAUAAUCAAAAACGAUCAUGUUGUACAAAAAUUCUUCUAACUAUAACUGAUAUUAAUGAUAAUUCACCGAUAUUUCAACAUAAUCAACAAACACCAUUAAUUAUUAAAAUAUCCGAAUUAAGUCCAAUUCAUACUGAACUUAUUCAAAUGAAAGCUUUUGAUCCAGAUGAUGGCCUAAAUGGACAAAUAAAAUAUACAUUUUCAAAAUGGACACAAAAUGAUGUUACAAUUAAUAAAAUAUUUCAUUUAAAUUCUCAAAAUGGUUCAAUAACAUUAUUAAAACAAUUAGAUUAUGAAGAAAGAAAUAAUUAUGAAUUACAAAUACAAGCAAAAGAUUUAGGAUUAAAUGCGAUUCCAACAUAUGCAACAGUUAUUGUUGAGGUUAUUGAUGAAAAUGAUUGGCCACCUGAAUUAUUUACAUUUACACCAGCUGAUGUUCAAUUGAUAAAUAAUUCGAUAAUCUAUAUAUUAGAAAAUAUUUCAGUUGGUACUCCAAUAUUAUAUCUAACGGUUUCGGAUCGUGAUAGUGGUGAAAAUGGCCGUGUAUCAAUUGAAUUAAUACCAUCAAUGAAUCAAACAUCUGUUGUACAAUUAGAAAAAGUUUCUGAUAAUACAUAUGCUUUAAAAACAAUCAUACAACUUGAUCGUGAACAAAAUUCUUACUAUUCAUUUACAUUAUUCGUAUAUGAUCAUGGUGAACCUAAACAAUCGAUUAGAAAUCUAUUUGAAUUACAUUUAAUUGAUGUUAAUGAUUGUUCACCAAUAUUUGAUAAUUCAACAAAUUAUUCAUUUUAUAUCAAUGAAAAUAACAAAGAAAAUUUUCCUAUUCAUACAAUAAAAGUAGAUGAUUUCGAUGAACAUGAUCAUGUUACUCUUCAACUUAAAUUUGAUUCUGAACAGAAUUAUAAUGAUCUCUUCAAGCUAAAUGAACAAAAUCAAUUAAUUAUUUUAAAAAGUCUUGAUUAUGAACAACAAUCAUUAUAUCAAUUUUCAAUACAAGCUGAAGAUACAUUCGGACAUCAGACUUCAAUUUCAAUAUUAAUUCAUGUCAAUGAUUUAAAUGAUAAUCCAGUUCAGUUUCUUACAAAUUUUACGCAAUUUCAAAUCGAAGAAAAUCAAAAUAAUCAAACCUAUCUUGGUCAUAUUCAAGCAGAAGAUAAAGAUAAAAAUACGACAGUUAUUUAUACAAUCGAUUCAAAUGAUAAUAAACAAAUAACUAAUUUUAUUGAAUUAAAAUCGAAUGGAAAUUUAUAUACAAAAAUAAGUUUUGAUCGUGAACAAUUAAAUAGAUUACAAUUUUAUAUUAUUGCGAAUGAUUCAUAUUAUACCGAUAAAAUUUUAAUAGAAAUAUUAAUACUUGAUCAAAAUGAUAAUAAACCAAUAUUAAAAAGUAAAUCUCCAUAUUGUUAUAUUUAUAAUACAACAAAUAGUAAUCAAACAAUUGAAAUACAAUUAGAUGGUUAUGAUCCAGAUGAAAAUGAAAAUGGAAAUAUCAUAUAUUCAUUAAAAAAUCCGUCAUCAAAAGGUAUAAGAAUUCUUUCAAAUGGUUUAUUAAUAAUUGAACCAAUAUUUCAAGAAUAUAAAUUUGAUAUUUAUUUAACUGAUCGAGGAAAAUUCAAAAGUUUAUCAUCAUCCUAUGAAAAUUUUAUUGUUUAUAUUGUUUAUGAUGAAUUUGAAUGUCAAAAUUAUUCAUUAAUAUCAUCAUUAGAACUUGAUCAACGAACAUUUAUUUAUUUUCUUUCAAUUAUUCUUAUUAGUUUAGCAUGUUUUAUAAUAAUUAUCCUUUUUAUUUGUUGUUGUAUUUAUUAUCGACAACGACAAAUAAGAUUAAAAUCUUCAAAUAAUAAACCAAUAACAAAUUUAACACCAUCAUUUUCAUCAUCAUUGAAUGAUGAUGCUGAGAAUGAUACAUUAUUAAUAUCAUCACCAUCACCACAAUUUACAGCUAUGACAACAAUAUCAACAUCAACAACGACAACAAAUGAUUCAAAUCGUUUAACAACAUUUACAGAUCGUUUAUCAAAUAAUAAAUCAUCAUCGUUAUCAAGUUCAUCAUCAUCAACUUAUGUUAAAAUGAGUCGAUCAUUUGAAGAUGAAAUACUUUGA
Messenger RNA from Adineta steineri, 2748 nucleotides. The record is from the annotation of a GenBank genome assembly. Lineage: Eukaryota; Metazoa; Rotifera; Eurotatoria; Adinetida; Adinetidae.